This is a messenger RNA of Fonsecaea multimorphosa CBS 102226, 780 nucleotides long. RefSeq lists its product as uncharacterized. The transcript is spliced from 2 exons. Lineage: Eukaryota; Fungi; Ascomycota; Eurotiomycetes; Chaetothyriales; Herpotrichiellaceae. The coding region runs from base 1 to 780 and encodes 259 amino acids. The record is from RefSeq and is a predicted model, not a curated record.
AUGUCCGCCAAAGUCGCCCUCGUCACAGCCUCGUCAGCCGGCCUGGGCGCCGCCACGGUCAAGGCUCUGGCCCCUUACUUCCGUGUGGUGGUGAACUACCACUCCCGACAGGAAAAGGCCGACCAAGUGAUCAAAGAAGCCUCGACGAUCCAGCCCACGUUCCACGCGCCGGCGGACCAGCCGCGCUUCCACGCCAUCAAGGCCGACGUGUCGCAGCGCAGCGAGAUCGAGCGGCUCGUACGCGAGACCGUCGCGCACAUGGGCCGGCUGGACGUCGUGGUCUCCAACGCCGGGUGGACGCGGCUCACGAACUUCUUCGAUCUCGAGGACCAGAUCAGAGAGGACGACUGGGACCGCUGCUUCAACGUCAACGUCAAGUCGCACCUGUGGUUGCUGUACGCCGCGAAGCCGCACCUCGAGAAGACCGCCGAUACGGAGGGCGUGGGCGGCGCUUUUGUCACCGUCGCCAGUCUCGCGGGCGUCCGUCCUUCUGGCAGUUCUCUGCCAUACAGUGUCACCAAGGCCGCGGAGAUUCAUCUGACAAAGGGCCUGGCCACGAUUUGCGGCUCCAAGGUCAGGUGUAACAGCGUCAGUCCGGGACUUAUGAUGACGGAAUGGGGCAACAAAUUCCCCGAGGCAAAAGUCAAAGCCACGGUCGAGAAGGCCGCCCUGAAAUCGACAGCCACCGUGGAGGACGUCGCCGAGCAGAUCAGGACGCUGGUCAUGAGCAAGUCUAUCACCGGCCAGAAUAUCGUCAUCGAUUGUGGGAUUGCGAUAUGA